AUGGCUCAAACGGCCCUUAAAAUCUCUAUGAGGAAGAGAUUUGAUGAGAUGCUGUUUAAAGACCUAGCAGAACUGGCAGAUAAAGCAUCUGAAUACGAGGAGCUGCUUACGGAAGAACAACAGAAAAGGAACUCCUCCAAAGGCACAUAUUACAAAACCCCAUCUUCUUCAGUGCAUCUGGUUGAAGUGGAGUUAAAAGAAGGCACAUAA
Prunus armeniaca (apricot) is the source of this 210-nucleotide messenger RNA. Lineage: Eukaryota; Viridiplantae; Streptophyta; Magnoliopsida; Rosales; Rosaceae. The record is from the annotation of a GenBank genome assembly.